GCUUGAAUCCCACCAAAGGAUGGUCCGUCGUUUCUAAGGACGACGCGGGGCUGAGAAUCAUUCAUACUCAUCCCAAGAAAGACCGACCACCGCCCUUCUCUCUCCUCCCACUUCUCCUUCUCCUUCUCCUUCUCCUUCUCUCUCUCUUUCUCUCUCUCUGUCCAUCUCGCGCUCGCCAUCGCUAUUGGGGAAUUAAGACCCAGCAGUACUGACAGAGGCACAGAGCUCGCUCGCUCGCUCGCUCGCAGACCCCAGAAAAAGGGUAAAAGAAAAGAGGAAAAAUAACCAAGAAAUAAAAAAAAAAAAAAAGGGAGAGAAAUUUCGGACUGUGUAGGAAUCAAGAACUCUCUCCUCCCUCGCCGUACCCUUUAUUUUGUUGCUCAAGUAAUUCCCGAUUCCCCUCCGUCUUCCUCUGCUCAUCUCAUCAUCAUUUCCUCCGCCGCAUUCCCCAGGCUGUAGAUUUUUGGGUUUGCAGUAGAUUUUCCGGUGAGCCCGAGAAUCGCCAUCGGCGAAUGGCUGUUGUCGAGAAUGGCGGCGGCGGCGGCGUCGAUUUGGGUCGGAACCUGGAGAAACCAUCUCAGGACCCGCCCCUGCCCGGCGAUCAGGACCAUCCCAAGCAGACCCAUCUGCGGUCCCGCAUGGAUCCGACCCUGAACGGUGGCAAUGGCCCCAUCCUCCGCCCCCACCACCACGAUCAGCCGCUCUACCUGGGCCACGGCCGCCCGCUCGUGCCCAACGGGGGCGAUCUGCCGCGGGGCGGUGAGGCUGGGGAGAAUUUCAAGCGGGACAUCAGGGAGCUGCAGGAGCUGUUCUCGAAGCUGAACCCGAUGGCCGAGGAGUUUGUGCCGCCCUCGCUCACCGGCAACGGGUUUAACGGGAGGUUUAUUGGGAGCAACUUCAACGGCAAUGGGAAUGGUGGUUUGGCGACGAACGGUGGCGGCCGGAAUGGGCAGAUGAACGGCAUCGCGGGCCGUCGGAAGAAGAACUUUAAUCAAGGCAAACGGAGGAUUAAUAGCAGGACAAGUAUGGCUCAGCGAGAAGAAAUAAUUCGGAGGACAGUUUAUGUGUCUGACAUUGACCAACAGGUCACUGAGGAGCAACUUGCAGCUUUAUUUGUCGGCUGUGGGCAGGUUGUGGACUGUCGUAUUUGUGGUGACCCCAAUUCCGUACUUCGCUUUGCCUUUAUUGAGUUCACGGAUGAAGAAGGUGCAAUGGCUGCCCUCAACUUGUCAGGGACAAUGCUUGGAUUCUACCCUGUGAGAGUGCUGCCCUCUAAAACAGCUAUCGCACCAGUUAACCCGACAUUUUUGCCAAGGAAUGAGGAUGAGCGGGAGAUGUGCACAAGGACCAUAUAUUGUACAAACAUUGAUAAGAAGGUUACUCAAGCAGACGUUAAACUAUUUUUUGAGUCCGUCUGUGGAGAGGUUUAUCGUUUGAGGCUACUAGGAGACUAUCACCAUUCUACUCGAAUUGCUUUUGUUGAGUUUGUAAUGGCUGAAAGUGCUAUUGCUGCCCUCAACUGUAGUGGCGUGGUUCUUGGAUCACUACCCAUAAGGGUGAGCCCAUCGAAAACGCCUGUUCGCCCACGUGCCCCUCGCCUGCCGAUGCAUUGACCGUUCUCAGCACCUGACUUUGUCACCAUCUGGAUAUAUAUUCGAACGCAUGAUUAUCCCUUCUUCAAUGUAAAAAUUGCUCUUUGGCCAUCUGGCUUAUCUCUGUCUUAUAGAUACGGUCAUCCACUUCGAUAUGAAAGCUUACCAUAGGCGUCCAUGUUUUGUUUAUUCUCACUUAUAGAGUUGUUGGAUGGAACUUUGAGGCUCUAAGAGAUUGAUGUUACUAUAGUUGGUUCAUCACUCUUCUGGACAUGGGAUGCUUUUUUAAGUAUAGAAUGCUCCCUGAGCACUAGCAGAUUCUGACAUGGUCUUUUGAACUGACCCCGACAAAUCGGUUAGUUUUGAUGCUUAUGAGUUCUUGUUCAUGCUCGGUUGUUCGAGUUUUGACUUAUCAUGAAAAUAUUAGCUUGAAAAUCUGUGUCCAGUUGUCCACAUGGUCGCAAA
Messenger RNA from Eucalyptus grandis, 2057 nucleotides. RefSeq names its product polyadenylate-binding protein-interacting protein 11. The transcript is spliced from 11 exons. Gene Ontology annotation, molecular function: RNA binding. Bases 513 to 1613 code for a protein of 366 amino acids. Lineage: Eukaryota; Viridiplantae; Streptophyta; Magnoliopsida; Myrtales; Myrtaceae. The record is from RefSeq and is a predicted model, not a curated record.